Molecule: messenger RNA, 8693 nt
Organism: Liolophura sinensis
Lineage: Eukaryota; Metazoa; Mollusca; Polyplacophora; Chitonida; Chitonidae
Product: telomere-associated protein RIF1-like
Biological process (GO): telomere maintenance
Cellular component (GO): nucleus; chromosome, telomeric repeat region
Source: RefSeq, a predicted model, not a curated record
CAACAAGACAGUGCGUGGUGACAGAAAUGAGAAGUACAAGGAAUUGGAAAAAAUGGGAUUUAUUGUAAUGUAGAGUGGUCUUGAAAACUGUGGAAAAGCAUUUUACCAUGGCGUCCAGAGCAGAGGCAAAUUUGAUGUCAUUAUUGUCAACAUUAGAGUCCAAGACAGCAAAACGGGAUGACAAGAUCGAGGCCUAUGACAUCAUCUGCAGGAAUUUGAAAGAGGAGGAGUUGUCUCUCUUUACUCAGGAUGUUACAGUAGAGGGCAAACGUGUGUUGGCAGUCCUCAGGAAUGAUAUCAGGACGGAGUGGGACAGCGUGGCGCAGGGAGCUCUCCAGGUGCUGGGCUUCUGUCUACAUGAUCCAGAUAUUGUCAGGGUAUUAUCUGUUGCGGAGGUGAAGGGAGUGCUGACAGAUUUGUGUGACUGUGUGAAGAAGACCGUUGACAAGCUGACAUGUACUCGGGCUCUGUGGUGUAUGUCCAGGCAAUGCCUACCUCCUCACCUCCUCACCACACAGGUGGAUGGCAUACUGCAUGCUGUUGCGCAUGCUUUGGACCACUGGAAAGGCCAGUCCAUAACAGUGGAGUUUGAAGCUGUCAACACUGUAGCCAGACUUCAGGAUCAAGUCCCGAAGGAGAUGGGAAAUGCGUACAUGAGCUGGGCUAAGCUCCUCUUCCCUAUGCUCGUGCACAACGCCGUGAAGGUGAGAGAGAAGGCGUUUGCCGUCUUACAGAAGGUCCUGUCUACGGUCCAGAUGGAUAAGGAGUUCACAACGUCGCUCAUAUCAGAUCUCAAGUCGAAAUGGAUAUCUGAGAUGACAAAAUUGUUCCAGUCCAAGAAUGAGAUGUAUGUGUUGUCAGUAUGGUCUUUUGUUGUACAGAUUCUGGGAAAGGUGUUGCACAGUGGGAGCUUCAUCAAUCACAUCUUACCCCUGGUGGAGUUAGGGUUUAAGAGUCCCUGCCCUCAGGUGAAAUGUCAGGCCUUCCAGGCGUGGAAACACCUCAUUGAAAACUUCGCCCUUAAUCCAGACAUAAUUUGCGAUGCAAAAAGAGUGAAGCUGAUUAUGCAAGUGUUCAAGAUUAACAACGCCAAAGUUGAGUCCGUGGCAGAGAAGAAAUUUGCCGUCUGGUGGCAGUUUACUCGCUGUCUGGGACCUAAAUUGUCUUUAUAUUUUGAUCAGGUGUGUGUUCCUCUCCUGCAGAUGUGUGUGGGCUCCACUAAGUUAGGGGGGAAUGUGGCCCAGAGUCUGACCACACCCACCUUCUCAAGGGUCGGUAAGUACCAUUGUCAGAUGUGUGUGGGCUCCACUAAGUUAGGGGGGAAUGUGGCCCAGAGUCUGACCACACCCACCUUCUCAAGGAUGUGUGUGGGCUCCACUAAGUUAGGGGGGAAUGUGGCCCAGAGUCUGACCACACCCACCUUCUCAAGGGUCGGUAUGUUGACUGCAGGCACGAGUCCUAUCACUCCAAGGCUGAACUUGUCUAACCCUGGCUCCCAACUGCACCUUCCCUCCCUCCAGCUUAAGGGCUGUGAGGUGCUAGCCAGGCUGCUGGGGGAGAUACCCCCGGACGAGGACAUCACUCCCGUCCAGUUUUCCAUAGAGCCCCUGAGUACAGAGGUGAUGACAGGGCCAGCCUUCUUCCUGAAGCAGUCAGCCACCAUUUUGUCCUGUGCCAAAGAGUUGUUAAUCAGCCAGGGACAAAAUAUACAAGAGGGAUUGUUGUGUCACAUCUGGUACUCUCUUGUGGCUCACGUGAAAAAUGUUGUGGAGUCUGGGGCCAAGUCGGAGAGCCGAGACGUUCUUACGUCCUUCCUGAACACAUUCCAGUUGAUCCUUCUCAGCGAGACCAUGGACUACAGCAAAGUGCUGAAACUUUUCCAGGCAGUUUGUUGUCUGCCCAGAAAGGCCCUAUGUUCUACAGCCUAUCAGAUAGGAGGAGGGGAGGUUCUUCAUGGCACGCCGGUGAUUUUCCUGACCGAACUUCUGCUCACACCCAAGCUCCUGGAGUCCUGUGUGCAGAAUGAGAAGUACAUGUCCCUGUUUGGCCUGCUGGUAGAGAUUGGAGUUAGCCACGGAGCAGUGCUGGAAUUCUCACAGUUCACUCUCCAAGUCCUGGACCGACACGCUCAGUUUGUGGCAAGUGACCAGUUGUGGAGAAUGUGGAGUUUGAUUUUCACUCCCCUGGAAAAACACAUUAUAGAGACAAAUGAGGUGAACCAGGGAGACGUGCUGGAGCAUGACUUCACCUGUAUGUACACUGCCCUCAUGUUUCCCAUCUCUCAUCUUCUCACGGCACACCUGGCUCAGGGCACCACAAAGGUGAUGUUGAAGACUUGGUCUGAGCUGUACAGGACAUUUGCCCGUCUCUCCUCAAUGGUGACUAACGCGGAGGCUAAUGUGAGUUGUGAGCAGUUAUCCCACAGGAUUCACACAGCUAUUGACUUUACCUCAGCACAGGAGUUGAGUUUUUUGGACCCUCUGACUCAGAUGAUGGAGGUGAUUCUGGGACAGGUGGACUUUUCCUCGUUAGGAGCCCCCAGGGCUUUCACAGCCACCUUUAGUCCUUCUCGCUGGAUGAAGAAGAAGCAACGCCCCCUGGAAAACAUCCACUCUUUUGUGACGUUACUGGCAGACAUCAUCCUGUCUCUGCAUGAAGUGGCCACUGUUUCUAACAGAACACCAGGAAAGCAGAAGAACCAAGCCUUGAUUCUCUCAGUGUGGAGUUGCAUUGUGGGAAUGUUGACAGUAUUGUUCAGUCAUGUGACCUCCUCACAGAUCAUUGGCUGCUUGGUGGACAAACUUGCUCAACCAAUGGCCAUGCUGUUUCAGUUAGCCAGCAGCAAAGGAGCACCUGCCUACCCUGCCUCCUUCCAACAAAAGCUGGAGAAGCUUUGGCUGGAUGUCGCCACCUGUCUACAGACACGUUACACAGGUGGUUACGACACAGACUUUCUCUGCCAGUUAUCUCCCUUGCUGGAGGUAACCUUCCCUCACUCUCGGAGACAAAUUAAGACUCAGACCGUGCUUCUGUGGAAUUCUACCUUCAGUAAAUCCUUGGCCCUUGUUUAUCCCGAAACGCUGAAACCAAUACUGGUGAAAGUCAAAGAGAAGACCCCCAUCAUUUUACCAGGGUGGAUUUCCACAGAUGUACCUGUUGUAGAGGAAACACCCGUCAGUCAAUUUAGUCAGGCAGGAUCAUGUGCACCAGAACCACAUCUCCCAGGUAUGCCGUCCCCUCGCAAAGUCUGCGGGAGCUUCCUCAACAAGGCCGUCUCCCCAAACAUCAAGAAGUCGCCAGCCAGACCCCUAGCUCCAAAGAUUGACAGCAAGCCAACGUCAGUUAGCAAAGCCAAGAAAAACCUGUCUUUGUCAGAUAUGAGAGAUGAGGACUUUGUUGUAAUAGCGCCAUCUCCCAAACACAAAACAAUUCUGACCGAUCAUCAGAAGGAGGUGCUCAGAGAAAGAAGCACUCUGCCUGCCAUGUAUAACAACCUGGAACAAUCCCAAGAUGUCAGUUUGUCAGCACAUUUCAUCACGGAUACACAAAAUGAACAAGCCUCACAGAGUGACUCGGUGAUUAUUUUGGAUAGUCAGGAUGUGAAGCAGACAAAAGAUUCUCAUGGUCAAGAGGAUGUGAUGAGAGGUGCAAAGCGCAGGCGCUCUAUCAGAUUUAGUGACGAGGUUUUCGAAGAGCCUGCUGAACCAAAAGCUAGGCAAAUCACAGGGUUCAAACGCUCCAGAAUUGUGGAAGGAACGUCUGAGGACAAGUGUGAUGAUAACGACAUGGAUAAAGUAGAAAAUGCAGAGAAGGAAAAAUCUGAUUCUGUAUCUGUGGAUUUUCCAUCGCAAGGAUCCAACUUAUUCUUGAAGCCCAACCCACAGGAUGCGAUGGGUGUUUUUUUGUCUGAUGUCUCCAGCUAUUCUACAGGUAAAUCCAGCAUGGUGGUGGAGAGUGACAAAUCUGCAUCUGCCUCCAUGUUAGAGUCAAAUAAAAAUGAGAAAACUGUAACACAAGAAGAAAAAUUGAAGGAGAAGUCAUCAGUGGCAUCUUCUUUCCUUGACAGUUCGAGGACUUCGAGUUUCGGCCAGCUGUUUUCUUGUUCCGAUGAUAGUUGUUCUGUAUCCAUGGUGACCCGAGUGAACAUGGAUUCUGUGGUGGAAGACACACAAGAUAUGCUGAGUCCAGAGAGAACAGAGACAGCCCACCCUGACAAGGAGACUGUGAUGGAGACACCGGUAAAGUCUGUGGACGAUAGUUUUACCUUGGCAACAACACCCACUAGUCGAGCUCUAUUCCAUGGCCAGUCUGAUGAAAACGCUGAUGAUGCAAGUGAUCAUUCGCUGUCAGCCGUGUUAACGAAAUCUCCUGUUGUUAAGAUUCAGAGAUUGUCCGGAGAGGAGAUACGUAAAUUCAGCCCUCAUAGAAUAAGGCGUUCACAGAAUGAUGAUAUUGUGCAGUCGCAGCCAGAAUCAACACAGUCAGCAUGUCUGGCAGCGACGAGAGUGCGGCGCAGUUUGAGUCAUCCGCAGAGUGGGCGCUUUGGCGGGGAGCUUAGGGGUGAUGCACGAAUUGUGAUGCCUGAAAAAGAUGCAUCAGAGUCCAAGCAGGAUUCUCACACUUCUGGAGAAGUUACUUCCCCUGAGGUGCAGCUCUCCCAGGGAUUUUCAGUCAUCUCUGAAUCAAGUGAAAGCAAAGGUGAAGGUAAAGACAAAGACAGUGCAAUGGAAAGUGACGGUGAUGUACAGAAUAAUGGUGCAACGGUAAAAGGAGAGCAAAGUGAAAAUAGUAAGGAGUUCAGUUCUCCAGACCUUAUCACAUCCACACAGAAUGAAGUCUCUGUUCGUCCAUACAAUCCAGAUCAUGCUGCACCGACCUUGAAGAAUUCCACAGAAUUGUUUUCGGAACUUUCUCCCGUAGCACCAUCGACAUCAGCAACAGAGGGGGAGAGAGAUUCCGAACCAAAUUCCAACGAGUGUUUGAAAAGUCAAGAGACUGAGAACACUGAGGAGAAUGUGCCAGACACUUACAACCCAGAACUUGCCUCCACGCUCUCCAAUUCAUCCGAGACGAAAUCACGGCGGAAAAGCCAUGUUCCUCUGAAAUCAGAAUCUGUUGUUCAUAAUACAAGAGCAAGAAGGAAAAGUAUGCCAGCAGUCCAAACACUCACAGCAAAAAGCAAGCAAGGAUUGAGAACCAGGUUGUCUGUCAAAGAAACUCGCAGUAAAGACAAUAAUAGCGGUAAUGUGAACCCUGAAGAUACUUGUAAGAACCCUACAGAUAGUGGAAAUGUGAGACCUACGGAUAAUGGUAACGUUAAAUCCGCAGAUAAUAGUGAUGAUGUGGCAUCUGCUAGUAAUGAUGAUGUGAAAAUUACUGAAAGUUUGGAAACUAGUCAGGGCAAAAUUCUCCAUUGUGGUAAAAAAUCAGAUGGGAUGUCUGAAAACACGCAAAACAAGUUGCCUUUAGAGAAGAAGAGAACUGUUCGAAAGACCCGCCGCUCAUGUAUAGAAGCGAAGGAAAACACUGACACGUCGAGUCAAGACUCAACUGAUCUGUCUGGUUCUGAAUCUGCCAGACCUCGGCGAAGGUCGACAAAAGCUCUGAAGGAAUCACAGAAUGAGGAAUUGGUGGAGAAGAAGAUCGCAGAGGACAGGACGCCUCGGCGAGGGCUUAAAAGAGGACGGCGUGGCCAGGAAAAGCUUGAUGAAAAUGCAUGUGAUGAAGAGGUGACCUUCAAAUGUAGAACAGAGACUGAAGAUACACCAGCCAUUGACAAACUUUCCAGUGCGGAGGACAACUUACUCACUGCUAUUCCAGAGGACCUAUCACCAGAUAGAACACCAGAUUCUAGAGAAAUAAUCCAGAAAGAACCCCAACGGCAGAGUACGUUGAUCGUAAAAAGAGAUGCAAAGGGAUCGGCUUUAAAUUCCCGCCCCGAUACGCCUAAGGCGAGGAAGAGUCUAACCACGGUAGAUCCAUUUGGCAGUGAUUCAGAGGAAAAUGUGCCGCUUUCUACCUUUACUUCUCAAGAUUCCUCAGUGAAGAUGGAUGUCUUGUCAGGAAAGAGUAAAGAACCGCAAGACGCGAAUGACAGUGAGCAGCUUUUGGAAGCUAAGGUUGAUCAGAUUAAAGAUUCCGUGUCAGGAAAACAUGUGCCUGAGGAAGAGGUCAAGAACAAAUGUGAAAGCAAAUCUGAGAAAAUGGAUGAACGGGAAGAAGAAAAAACAAGACGUCCAGAGUCCUCCAGUGAUGUUGCCUGCACCCCAACUCGACGUGCACCGCCAAAAUACAAAGUGGCUAAAACGUCUCCCAUCAACCUAAGGACACGGUCAGCGCAGAAAACAAAACAAGCAGAGUGUGCCGAGCCGUGCGAUUCUCCGAAGUCCGCCACUAAAGGGAAACGACUGUCCUUGACACGGAAGAAAUUGAAUGUUGAGGAAGAAGCUGAUGCUUGUGGCAAAGCUGCUGAGGAAGAUGCAGGGGACAAAGACGCAGGGAACAAAGACGCAGAGAGAGUCAACCAGGAUAAGGAAUGGGUCCAGCCAGUGGAUGUGGAUAUAGAGACAUCAACAGAAGCAGGAAAUGAGGAAAAUAUGAAAAGUGUCCCAGUGCCUGAAAGCCUUUCCAAACAAGAUAAUGGCAAGGAAAUGUUCACAGAGAUAAAGCCUCCAGGGCGUGUAAGAUUCGCCGAUGAUGUUAUGGAUGGCGAGCCCAAGAAUGAAGAACAGAACAAUCCAGAUUCGCCAAUACCAUCGAGGAAGGUUGAUUUGGCUGCUCCAAGUUCUGACUCAAAGUUGUUGGAACGGAAAAACCUCCUGUGGAAAGAUCGGGAAUCCUGUAAGACGUCUCCCCGGGGAAUCUUAAAGCACACGGGAGCAUCCAGGGGAUUCUCCAAGAUGCAGCGCUUCUCCAGCCCAUGGACGCGUAUGCUUCAGAAGAAGAAGGUUCAUCCUGUGACAGUGCCGUGUCUCUAUUCACCGUCUGCGUCACCCAGUGCCAGCAUCCUGAAGAGACGUCGCCUCAGCGGAGACAUGGCAACCAAUUCACCAUCUCCUCCAUUGAAGCAACGGCGAGUUUCUUUUGCAGAGCCGAUUUCCAUGGCUGAAGAAGCGCCAUCCUCCCCGCUGAGGACGACUCAAGUGAACCGAUGCCUGGACCUACCCACCCCUGGGUCCCCUUCCACCUCUUCCACCUCUCACAAGAAAGGGGUGAGUCAGAGCCAGUCUCAGAGUAGCUGUGGCAGCACACAGGAGUCUCAGCUGAACUGCACAGAACCUGUUUACCCUCAACUACAGCAGUGUACCAAGCCUGUGGAGAAUGUCCUGUCACAGCUGACAUCAUCCAUGUGGUCUCGUGGCUUGGAACAGCUUGUGCGAUCACGUAAUAUUCGCACUGUUGGUGACUUGUGUAACCUCAGUGAAUAUGAAGUGCAUAAUCUUCCUAUACGCUCUCCAAAAGUGCCCACGUUACGGAAAGUCCUGAAACAGUUUGAGGACAGAACUGACCGAAAGACUGCUGUUUCUGGUGGCAGCGGUGGGAUUUCAGGGGGAGGCAAGGGUGUCCCUGGAGUUUCUGGACGCAAUAUUGAGACAGUGGAAUCCACUUCUGCUGAAGAGAAAGAUUUGGCAAUGGACUCUUCCCAUACACCACCUGGCUCCCCUCCGGAUACAAACACUGUGAGUAGUCUGAUAUGUGACCAAACUGUCCAAUCAGAGACUAAAAUGCACAUGACUCCCAAUCAAGAUGUUGCUGACAAAAGUCAGGCCCAAGGAGAUGGGGAACCCAUUGUCAUGGACACAGUUGCUAAGGAGACAGACGAUGAUGAUGUUUUGCCAGCAGUUGAGGAUGCCCUCUCGGAACUUUCUCCCUCCAAGGGUGAACUUCUGAUGAACACCAGUAUUGAUGGUGUAGAUGAUGAGUGUGAUGUUGCCAAAGCAAACGCAGAUGACGAUGUGAUGGAGGAGAGCAGUAACGUCACCAAGGAACAGUCAGUGGCAGAGAUCGAGUCUAACCACCAGAGCAUUACAGUCGACAAGGACAGUUUUCUCAGACACAUAGAAAUGUUCAGUAAAAACUUCACGAGUGCUGAGAUCAGUCGGUAUCGUUCCUGCGAGAUUCUGCAGCUUCACUCUCACCUGAUGACGUUGUUGAACGCGACGGCCUCUGCGCUCAGACCAAAGUGUAUUUCACCAGAUUCUCAAUCUUGAUCAGGUUCUGGUGAGUAGUGGAUUAGAAUUGUCUACGGAAGAUUCCAGAACGAAUCUUGUGCUGCUUACCUGUUUAGAUUAUCAGGUGACAUUUCAACAAAACAGGUAACUAGCAGGUUAGAAUUGCCUGCAGAAGAUUCCAGAACAGAUCUUGUGCUGCUUACCUGUUUAGAUUAUCAGGUGACGUUUCAACAGAGCAGGUAACUAGCAGGUUAGAAUUGCCUGCAGAAGAUUCCAGAACAGAUCUUGUGCUACUUACCUGUUUAGAUUAUCAGGUGACGUUUCAACAGAGCACGUAACUAGCAGGUUAGAAUUGCCUGCAGAAGAUUCCAGAACAGAUCUUGUGCUGCUUACCUGUUUAGAUUAUCAGGUGACGUUUCAACAGAGCACGUAACUAGCAGGUUAGAAUUGCCUGCAGAAGAUUCCAGAACAGAUCUUGUGCUACUUACCUGUUUAGAUUAUCAGGUGACGUUUCAACAGAGC